This is a messenger RNA of Nyctereutes procyonoides (raccoon dog), 1975 nucleotides long. RefSeq names its product methyltransferase 6, methylcytidine (gene METTL6). NCBI's taxonomy places the organism in Eukaryota, Metazoa, Chordata, Mammalia, Carnivora, Canidae. The record is from RefSeq and is a predicted model, not a curated record. The transcript has 5 exons. The coding region runs from base 995 to 1819 and encodes 274 amino acids.
CGGCGCCAUGGCUGAGGGUUCCGCCGGGUGAGGUGCCUGAGGCGGGUUUGUCCCCGCGUGGCGGCUCCCCAAGCCGGGCUGAGGGCCGAGGGCGUCCGGCCCUCCCCGUCCAGGCGAAUGUAGGAACCGACGACGGUGAGCCCGAGAGCGCGGCGAACUAGGUGAACACGGGCCUGCUAGCCAGUGUGGCCGGCUCUCCGCAGGCCCUGGCGGCCGCGGCGGCCUGGCUUCCCCCGAGCGCCCUCCGCCCGACGGCUCCGGCCCCGCGCGUCAUUGGCCUCUUCUCCCUCACGCGUUAAUGGAGGAGCCGGAGCCCCAGCCCCUGGAAAGCGACGCCCCCACUGGUUCGUGAGACAGCUUCCUGGGAGUGCGAUCAGAGACUCAGGCCGCCGGGCUUGGCUCCAAAUUUCCCCCCUCCCCCAAAGCGAGUCUCGGAUCCUUGGGCGACGGUGACCCCACUUGACCGCCUGUCGCCACCUCGGGAAGCUCUCAUGGUGGUUUUAAGUCGCCCCUCGUGGCGGGCACCGAACACCGAUGAGCGUCUUCUCCCUAAGGUUUCUCCGUCCGUACUUGGGCCUGUCCUUUUUUUAAAAAAAGCAAAGCGGUUUAUAAUAGUUGACUUGUGGUUCGGUGCGUGAGAGCCCUGGCCACUGAAUGUCAGCCGUCCGUCUGAAGGUAGGGACUGCGUCCUGGUCUUUGUGACCGACCUCUUGUGUAGUGGGCCAGGUUGUGUCGAGUCAGCGUCUGAACUGUUUGGUGAAAGAAAUGUCCUAGAACCACCAACCCGGCGUCUUAAAAACUGGAAUCUCCUUUCUCCUGCAAAAGGGCCCAGUGCUGCCUGAGAAAUCCAAUCAGGGUUAAUCCAGUCUUGAGAAACUGCAUCUGAAAAAACCCUGCCUCUGUAUGUCUGCAAUAUCAGCUUGUGGAGUCCUCGGGUUCCUCAGGGAUGGAGAGUCCUCAGCACUGUUAACAGUAAUGCCUGUCAGUUGAGGAGAUGGCUUCUUUGCAAAGAAAAGGGCUGCAGGCAAGGAUCCUCAGCUCUGAAGAAGAGGAGAAAUUGAAAAGAGAUCAAGCUUUGGUGUCCGAUUUUAAGCAGCGGAAACUGGAAAAAGAGGCUCAGAAGAACUGGGACCUUUUUUACAAAAGAAAUAGUACUAACUUCUUCAAAGAUAGACACUGGACCACCCGAGAGUUUGAGGAUCUCAGAUCAUGUAGAGAGUUUGAAGAUCAAAAAUUGACUAUACUUGAAGCUGGCUGCGGUGUUGGGAACUGUUUAUUCCCACUUUUGGAAGAUCAGAAUAUCUUUGCUUAUGCCUGUGAUUUUUCUCCAAGAGCAGUUGAAUAUGUCAAGCAAAAUCCUUUAUAUGACUCAGAAAGAUGCAAGGUGUUCCAGUGUGAUCUAACCAAAGAUGACCUUCUGGAACAUGUGCCCCCAGAAUCUGUGGAUGUUGUCAUGUUGAUAUUUGUACUCUCUGCUGUUCACCCUGAUAAGAUGCACCUUGUCUUACAAAAUAUUUACCAGGUAUUGAAACCAGGCAAAAGUGUCUUGUUUCGUGACUAUGGGCUGUAUGAUCAUGCCAUGCUCAGGUUUAAAGCUGGCAGCAAACUUGGGGAAAACUUUUAUGCUAGACAAGAUGGAACAAGAUCAUAUUUUUUUACUGAUGAAUUCCUGGCUCGGCUCUUUACGGACACAGGUUACGAAGAAGUGGUGAAUGAGUAUGUGUUUCGUGAGACGGUGAACAAAAAAGAAGGCCUUUGUGUGCCAAGGGUUUUCCUUCAGAGCAAAUUCCGAAAGUGUCCUAAGAACCCAACUCCAUGACCAUGGGCUGGGCCACAAAUUGUGACCUUUCAUGAGGUUGACAUUUGUGCCUCUGCUUGAAGAGGAAAGUUUAAAGCCAUUAUUUUGCAUAUUUUUUAUAUCUCAACCUUUUAAAAUGAGUAUAUAUAAUUUUUAUAUUAAAAAAUAGCAAGCGUG